Messenger RNA from Paramuricea clavata, 1220 nucleotides. The record is from the annotation of a GenBank genome assembly. Lineage: Eukaryota; Metazoa; Cnidaria; Anthozoa; Malacalcyonacea; Plexauridae.
AUGGAACACAUUACUUUGGAAGAUGUGCCGUAUCCUGUUUAUCAAGAAGUAUUGCAUAAGGUAAAUGUUUUGGGUGUAUCCUUAAGUGGGGCCCCAUUAAGACAUUCAAGAUUAAAGUGGCAAUUAAGUGAAAAGCAACAGCUGAUCCAAGCUGACAAAUACAGGGUUUUCUAUGUAUGUUUGUUGAUGUGUUGUACUUGUAUAUGAGAACUUCUUUUUUUACAGCUUGCUAAUUUUCCAGAAGACAGAUUGGAUGAAUUUACUCAGUCAGAUAACCAUCUUAACAUAUGUGACUUGCUUUUCUCUGCGGGUUAUCCACACUUAACUAUCUCGCCGGAGAGACGACAGCUUGCUUUCGAAUGCUGCUUGCAGUACGAGGUUAUUACCAAGAGGAUAACUACCUUGGAUGAUAUGAGAAAGGGCUUGCAGGGUGUUAAAGUGUGGGGAAACACAAUUCUUGCAUUGUUAGAAAGGUGGCCAGAUUUAAAGGAAAAGUUGUUUCCAAGGAAAAGUCAAAAUUCAAUCGAUCUCUGUGAGUUUACUGCCUGCAUCGAAUUUCAAAUUGGCGAUUUUGCAUUAGCAAACAAAACGAGAGAUUACUUUGAAAAAUAUGUGGAUGAGUUAAAUGAAAGAGGUGGUAAGUAAUCAUAACGAUAACAUAUUUUUAUGAUACCGAUUGCUACAUUGUAGUUCAGCCUUUCAGUGUUUCCAUAAAAAUAGUCUGUCUUAACUACUGCUUAACCACAUUUUGAGUAGUUAAAUUGUAGUUAAAUCUAAAACAAAUUAUUCUGAUUGGACAAUUAACUCUUGCACUUAUCUAUAGUUACCUAUAUCUACCUAUUUAUACAACUGGCCCCAUGCAAUCAAAUUAGGAAAUAUGUAAUAGAGAUCUUUACCAUACUUGCUUUUUUGCAAUGAAAAAAUAUCAAGUUUAAAAUCAAUGUUGAUAAUAAAAUUUUUUUCUCUUUUUUCUGACAUCUCAUAUUAUCUUGAAAUUAUCUAAAUUUCUGCCAGCUUUAGUGUACUCAAUAUUAUGUAAUGAAACUUUUUAUUGAAAUAUUAAAGCAAAUGUAGUUUUAUAUUGUAGUAAGGCAAGUGUGAUAUGCCUUAAUCUUUAUUACCUUGUAGAUUCUGGCAAUGAAGAAAGGUUACAUGAUCUGGUACUGUUUUGGACUGGUUUUUCUUCCCUACCAUCGAAUUCAUCGGAAAAGCUGUGGUAA